AUGAAUUGGAAUGAAGCAAAGUUUUAUAUUGUACCUUCAACUGUCGUUCUACUAUUACUUUUAUGGAAAUGGUAGGUUUAUCGUCAUUUUUAUGUGUAACUAAUAUUCAAAUUGAAGCUGUUUAAUCAUGAAAUCAUGUCUAACAAGGUUUUUAUAAGAUUUUGAUAUCUUUAUCUUUAAAAAGUUUAAAUACACAAUUUUAGGCCUAUAUUAACAUUGCUCGCAACAGUCACUCUCUGUGGCUCAUUUUACAUUUCUUACAAUUUCUUAUCAAACGCGGAUAAAAGACGAAAGUUGGAUGAUCUCAUAGCCCAUUAUUUGUGCGAAGAACCAGAAGCCAAGGCUACAAAAGAAGAGUUUCUGAAGACCGCACCCUGGUGUGGAAUAGAGUUGCCAGAGACUCUGCAUGCUCGGAUUGAAGAGCUAAUAUUGUACUUGAUCUCUGAUUAUGUGGACCGAUGGUACAAGAAAGAGAUCAGUGCUGACAACACGUUUUUGGUGGAGAUCAAGUAGGUUGGGGCAAGGCCUUUUUUGAUGCAAGGGUAAUAUAAGUACACAAUAUUUGUUUCGGGCAAGAGUUAUGCAGGAACAUAAAGGGUUCAACCUAAAUUGCUUGACAAGUCUGUUUUAGAUAUCAAAUUCGUUACGGAUCAGCGAUUGCCUACAGAGCAUUACUGAAUUAUGACAUUGUGAAGACGGUAGAACAAGACUUCUUACCUAUUCUAGUGUUACAUGUGGCCAAAAGAUUGAAAACCUUGAAGGAAGUGAACAAUCACAUUGGCGUUACUGAUCAAAACAACUGUGAAUUGUAUCUUCGAGAAGUGUCUGAUGCCUUGGUGAUGAGGUUGUUCGAUGAAAAUAGAAUCGGAGGCAGAGAGUUGGAUUCAGAAGCGCCUAAGGACACAAAGCUGGUAAGUUAAUCAUUUAAAUGGCCAUUUAGAUUGGGCUUUGUGCAGUGUUAUAUCUGUAAUUUUAAUAGUUAUACAGAGUUUAAUGUAAUAAUGAGGUUUUAUACUGAUUUUAAUGAAUAAGUGAGGUUUUAGGCUUGGCCCAGCGAGACUUGUCGCCAUUUUCUUCGAGAACUUUUCCUAAACGCUGUUCUCUUACCAGUAAUCGAGUUCUUGUCGGAACCCAAUAACAUCAACAACUUACUCAUCAACAUCUCUAACGACUCACCUCAGAAUGAAAAGAUUUCAUUUCAAAAUGUCAGUUUUUCAACAAAUAUUUGCACCAGAAGUUAACAACAGUUAUUGAAUUAGUUAUAAAUUAUUUUGUCAAAAGUUUUUGUUUCUUACAGCUUUUGUCACCUAUUUUUCUGCUUUUUUUGUUACCUAUGUUUCUGUUUUAUAUGUUCUAUUUUUUGUUUCAGGACAAAAAAGUUGCAUUUCUCCAAAAACUGACGGAAUACUCUCUGUACGAUACCCCAGACUCGCUUCUGAUGCUGAAUCUGAGAGAUCUGGCCAAGGAUUGUGGUCUUGUCCAGGAGUUUUAUGCCUAUCUUAAGGAUGCCAAUGGUCCGUUACAUUGGCUCGACUUUUACUUUGCGGUCGAGGAGAUGUUACACGAUCUACACACUGCUAGCGUGAGUAUCUAAGCUGUUUUAGUGUUUGUUUAGCCAAUAAGUGCAUAUAUUUUGGCUUUAUAUGGAAAAUUAGGAGUUUUCUUCUUUUUUUAACUUAUUUUUUGACAUAAAUUGUAGUAAAUCUAACAUUUACAUAAUUUUAUCUUUAAACUGUCUUUGUAGAAGGCAGAUGAAGAGAUAUUGAAGUCAGCACGAGGUUUGUACAACAUCUACAUUGAUCCCAAGUCCAGGAAGUCUGUCCAACUGUUGUCGCAAAACUCUCGAGGACAUUGUUUUAAAGCUAUUUCGGAGGAGAACGUCAAAGACCUUAAUGUAGUUUGUGAACAGAUGUACAAAGAAGUCUACCAAGAACUAAACUACAGUUUUGUGGUACCAUUCUGUCAGUCCGAGACCUACUUGAGGUCACUUUGUGGUACCACAAUCGAUGGAAUAGAGAUAUUAAAAGAGAAAGCUGGCUCAAUUAACAUCGAUAACAACAAGAAUGAUACAGUAGAAGAAGAAGCCAAGGCUUUGGAAGCCAUUGAUGCUUCAUUUUUGGACAUUUACAUUGAUUUAUACGAAGAUACGAUAGACAUGAACAACUGGAAGGUAUCGAUCGCUGCCAUAGAGCCAAGGAAACGAUUCGAUACCGGCAAGGUAUAUUAUGUAUACCGAAUCGACAUAGACAAGAACGAAAAAGAGUCAGAGUUGGAGGACAUUGACAUGGGGGUAGAUCCCUUAACUGUCAACAACCUCAGCGACAGCGACGACGACUUUGUAGACUGUAGCAGAGAAGCGACGAUGAGUCAGUUACCGAGUAAAUGGUCCAUCACCCGAACAUACGACGAAUUCUAUCUUUUUGAAAAGAGGCUACGCAAGAUUCACGGUUCAGAAGGUGUACUUGCAACGCUACCCGAGAGGAAGAUGUUCUGUCCACGGUCGAGAAUGUUCUUGGAGUCUCAACGCGACUACCUGGAGAGAUUCCUCUACUCCAUCGUGAAGCAGGUUACGUUAAGGAAGAGUGAAGUUGUCUAUCUGUUUCUGACCAAUCCCUCUGAUUCUGGAUUCGAAUCAGCCUUGAUAACAACGAAAGGAUCUCUGAAAAGGGUGAAGAAGAUGACGGCCAGUCUGGAGAUGGACAGGAAACAGCAUCUGAAGCCGUUCGUGCUGAGGCUACUGGCCAAAUGUUUGAGUAAUGAUGAAGUCGCGAGAACAGAAGUUGCUGCUACUGUGAAUUACUGCAAAACCGAGUAGGUGGGGGGGGUUAGGAGGGUUAAAGUAUAUAUUAUUAUAGGUGUUUUUACUGUUUUUACAACUGAAUAUACUGUUUAUAUAUUAAAAUAGUAAUCAUAACCUUGUUUCAGCCCUUCUGAAUACUGGAAAAGCGAGUUUAGUAACUAUGUUGUGAAUAACCAGAAGAUACCAAUAGAAAUAAGAAAUUUACAAUGGGAAAGGGCAUCAGACGAACAAAAGUAAGUUUACAAACUUAUGUUUAACAUACAUAGUAUUGUACUAAAGUUUACUGACUUCCUCGUGAAAACCAAACUUAUAAGGCCCACAUCGUGCAGAAAAUUCUAAAAUUUCAAUAACAUGACAUAACAAUCAGAAAAUAACCCAACAAUCAGGAAAGAAACUUAACAAUAAUAUUUUAGAACAAUAUAUUACUUUAAUACUGUAGUACUUUGUGAUAUAUUCUCAACCUCAACAAUUUUCACUUACUUAAUUACUGCCAUUGCCAAAGUACUACCAUCUACGUGUAAUGUGAUACUACAAAAGGUGAUAAAGCGAAAUGUAGAGAGGGUUUUAACACCAGAGACCGUUUAUAUUGUAGUAGAUGAACUGUACAAGUUUUUGCAACGGAAAGAUGUCGAGAGCAUAAUCGAUGAGGUAUGUUAUGUUAUCUAGUAAAAUGAGGUGCUCAUUUAAACCUAGGUUAUGUUAUCUUGUACAAUAAGACUCUUUUUCAAGCCUAUAUUUAUAUUAUUGGGCGAAGUCCUAUACCUACUUUUAUGUCGAAAUUUAUUUAGAAGAAACACGAAAACUACCUGACGGCCAAGAAAACGGUUCUAAAUCUUUUGAAAUUCAACCAUUUCGAGUCUCUAAACACCCUCAUCCUCGACAUCUUCAACAUCUUCCAGUCCAAAGAGGACAACAAACAGCUGAUCAUGGUCUGUUUGGAUGUCAUCAUGGAUAAGAUCAUCUCUCAAUCAUAA
Bursaphelenchus okinawaensis is the source of this 3774-nucleotide messenger RNA. The record is from the annotation of a GenBank genome assembly. Lineage: Eukaryota; Metazoa; Nematoda; Chromadorea; Rhabditida; Aphelenchoididae.